Coregonus sp. 'balchen' is the source of this 20394-nucleotide messenger RNA. Lineage: Eukaryota; Metazoa; Chordata; Actinopteri; Salmoniformes; Salmonidae. The record is from the annotation of a GenBank genome assembly.
AUGCUGGUCCUCCUCUCUACUUCUCACAGCACCCCUGAAAAUGAGGAGAACGUGUUUCUGACCAAUAGGGUUAGACAGUGUUGCGGUAUGCGCGAAUCUAUUUCCGGUUGGCUUUAAGUGCGGGAGUUUUUGAGGAGCAUCGAGGAUUACUUGGAAAUAACAACAAAGACAACAAGGUUUGCAUUAAACGUUAAAAACCUGUUAAAUUCAAUGUCUUUGUUUAGAUGUAUCAACAUAAAGUGUUUAGGAACAAGAUUAUCACGGAAACGCGGGGUUUUGCGAAUCAUCCAAGGCUUCAUCAGAAUGAAGGCCAUUUCUAGCAUGCCAUUAGCUAGAUAGCUAGUUAGUAAUGUAGCUAGCUAGUUAGAGUACCUCGUUAGCAAAAUAGUGGAAUUGUUUAGCCAUCAGUUCGCUGGCUUUUGAAAUUGUCUGCCAAUCAUGGAUGCAUGCUUGUUACCUAUUGGCAUUAAGUUCGCUUAACUUCGCUAGCAACUAACAAGUAGUACUAGCCGUUAACUAGGUAGCUAGCUAAAUAUAUAGGAAACGCGUAACUAGCUUCAAUGCAACCAAGAUAGUUUUUACAUUGUGCUGGACUAGCAUAAUGUAAAAACUCUAUUGGUUGCAUCGAAGCUAGGAAAAGCUCUCUCGCCACAUUUUGUUGUAAAAGUCUAACUCUGGCUAGAUUGAUGAGUGUGAACUCUGUAGCUAGCUAACGUUAGUUCGUCGAGCCAGCUUGAAUCUGACAAUAAUCGAUAUAGCUAGCUACCUUACCGUAGUGCUUACCAGAUCGAUUUGAAAACUCACGUGAUUAAGCUAUCGUGUGAUAUGGUGUUUACACGUCAUAUUCAAACAACUGAGACGUUCAGAAAACUGCUUUUGCAAAUACAUUGUUGACGGUCAAAUAAAGGCAUUGCUAUCUUGAUAUAUGUUUUAGGAGUAUACAGGAUACCGUAUUGGCUGGUAGUGACAAGAUAGUUGUGUUCGUGGUCCUCUGUAGCUCAAUUGGUAGAGCAUGGCGCUUGUAACGCCAGGGUAGUGGGUUCGAUCGCCGGGACCACCCACACGUAAAAAUGUAUGCACACAUGACUGUAAGUCGCUUUGGAUAAAAGCGUCUGCUAAAUUGCAUAUUUGAAUGAACUAAAAUGUGGUAGAUGUAUAUAUUGCAUAGAUCAUAUAUCCGGUCCCUACAGAUGCCCCCUAAAGCCCAGGCAGCAGGGAAGGGCAGAGGACCAGCCAAGCGGAAGCUUGCUGAGGAGUUCCCCCCUGGAGAAGUACUAACCGAUACCAGCAAGAAGUCCUGGAAACUGGGAGCCCCUAUCGGACAGGGCGGCUUUGGACUGCUCUAUCUGGGUAAGAGAAGCAUGGCAACAUGGGUGAUAAAACACAUAUGCUAGUUCAUUGAUUGUUCAUUAAUUGAUUAUUGAUCAGGAAUAUUACUGUAUGUCUUGCAUAUGUAUCGCUAGCCCUUUCCCCUAAUAGGUUAAUCUGAGGUCUGUUAUUGUUCUACAGCCGAUGAGAAUACAUCUAAACCAGUUGGAGCUGAUGCCCCAUAUGUAAUUAAAGUGGUAAGACAACUCUGGCUUGAUAAUACAUGCCUUUGUAUAUGAUUGCGUGAUUGUCCUCAGUUCCAUCUCAUGCCUAUACAAGCAAGACAAAGGAGACAUUUAACGUCCUUAGUAUGCCUGUACAGUUAAUGACAAUAUACUCAACAUGUUCAAUCUGACUGCCCUGCAUGACUCCAGGCCUACCUAUGCUGAAUUUACAGUGGGGAAAAAAAGUAUUUAGUCAGCCACCAAUUGUGCAAGUUCUCCCACUUAAAAUGGGAUGGGAGAACUUGGGAAAGAUGGGAAAAGGGGAUGGGAGAGGCCUGUAAUUUUCAUCAUGGGUACACGUCAACUAUGACAGACAAAAUGAGAGAGAAAAAAAUCCAGAAAAUCACAUUGUAGGAUUUUUUAUGAAUUUAUUUGCAAAUUAUGGUGGAAAAUAAGUAUUUUGUCAAUAACAAACGUUUCUCAAUACUUUGUUAUAUACCCUUUGUUGGCAAUGACACAGGUCAAAUGUUUUCUCUAAGUCUUCACAAGGUUUUCACACACUGUUGCUGGUAUUUUGGCCCAUUCCUCCAUGCAGAUCUCCUCUAGAGCAGUGAUGUUUUGGGGCUGUCGCUGGGCAACACGGACUUUCAACUCCCUCCAAAGAUUUUCUAUGGGGUUGAGAUCUGGAGACUGGCUAGGCCACUCCAGGACCUUGAAAUGCUUCUUACGAAGCCACUCCUUCGUUGCCCGGGUGGUGUGUUUGGGAUCAUUGUCAUGCUGAAAGACCCAGCCACGUUUAAUCUUCAAUGCCCUUGCUGAUGGAAGGAGGUUUUCACUCAAAAUCUCACGAUACAUGGCCCCAUUCAUUCUUUCCUUUACAUGGAUCAGUUGUCCUGGUCCCUUUGCAGAAAAACAGCCCCAAAGCAUGAUGUUUCCACCCCCAUGCUUCACAGUAUGUAUGGUGUUCUUUGGAUGCAACUCAGCAUUCUUUGUCCUCCAAACACGAUGAGUUGAGUUUUUACCAAAAAGUUCUAUUUUGGUUUCAUCUGACCUUAUGACAUUCUCCCAAUCCUCUUCUGGAUAAUCCAAAUGCACUCUAGCAAACUUCAGACGGGCCUGGACAUGUACUGGCUUAAGCAGGGGGACACGUCUGGCACUGCAGGAUUUGAGUCCCUGGCGGCGUAGUGUGUUACUGAUGGUAGGCUUUGUUACUUUGGUCCCAGCUCUCUGCAGGUCAUUCACUAGGUCCCCCCGUGUGGUUCUGGGAUUUUUGCUCACCGUUCUUGUGAUCGUUUUGACCCCACGGGGUGAGAUCUUGCGUGGAGCCGCAGAUCGAGGGAGAUUGUCAGUAGUCUUGUAUGUCUUCCAUUUCCUAAUAAUUGCUCCCACAGUUGAUUUCUUCAAACCAAGCUGCUUACCUAUUGCAGAUUCAGUCUUCCCAGCCUGGUGCAGGUCUACAAUUUUGUUUCUGGUGUCCUUUGACAGCUCUUUGGUCUUGGCCGUAGUGGAGUUUGGAGUGUGACUGUUUGAGGUUGUGGACAGGUGUCUUUUAUACUGAUAACAAGUUCAAACAGGUGCCAUUAAUACAGGUAACGAGUGGAGGACAGAGGAGCCUCUUAAAGAAGAAGUUACAGGUCUGUGAGAGCCAGAAAUCUUGCUUGUUUGUAGGUGACCAAACACUUAUUUUCCACCAUAAUUUGCAAAUAAAUUCAUUAAAAAUCCUACAGUGUGAUUUUUUGGAUUUUUUUCUCUCAAUUUGUCUGUCAUAGUUGACGUGUACCUAUGCUGAAAAUUACAGGCCUCUCUCAUCUUUUUAAGUGGGAGAACUUGCACAAUUGGUGGCUGACUAAAUACUUUUUUCCCCCACUGUUUAGUGUUUCCAGAGUAUAACUGUGCUCCUUAUAAUGUAAUCUAAACUGACCCUAAUGGGAUGAAUAAAGCUGUACUGUUUGGUCAACUGUCCUCUCUUUUUUUCUUCAUCAAGGAGCCCAGUGACAACGGACCACUGUUCUCAGAGCUCAAGUUCUACAUGCGAGCUGCCAAGCCGGAUCUAAGUAUGUAUACCAGACACCACUCCCUCCCUCAUGAACACACACACAGUCUCUCAACACUGGAACAAACAAAUACGCGUAAAGAAAUGAGCAACUUUCUUAAUUAAAGAAGUGUAGUUGUAGGGCUAUUUAGUGAGGGCCUCUGUUUCCAACACGGUGCCUUUGGUGCUCCUGUGUUCGCCCCAAGGCCACAACUUUGCAUUUUAUAUCAUAACAAUCCAAAUGUCAAUCUCCCCUGACAAUUAACUGUUGUAUUGCUAAGGAAUGAACACUCAUAUUUUAUUCAUUGGAAUAUGGCGUUGUCUGUUGGUAAAUAUUUGUCCCAGUAGGAGAGUAGUUUACAGCCGGCACUGGUUUGGCCCGCGUGGAAUUACCCUGCUCUUAUUACUUUGAGCACCAAUACCACCAAGUUUUAUUAGCUAGCUACUUGUCAUUAGGCCUUGAAAAUGGAUGCACUCACUAACUGGAAGUCGCUCUGGAUAAGAGCGUCUGCUAAAUGACUAAAAAUGUAAAAUGUUAUGAAGUGUGUUUAGAAUCAUUUGCCUUAUUUUAACUUUUGAAUGGCAGUCGUCUUAGUUUAACCCUUUACAAGUGAACUGCCUUUUAGCGUGUUGUAUCGUGAAAUAUGUUUUAGGCAAGUAUUUUGCCAUUUUUCAUAUCUAGUAUUGUUUAUAUAGUUGUGCUACUCAUUAUUCCAUAAAGAUUAUUGUUUUAUAUUGUAUUUUAGUUCAGAGUUGGAUGACGUCUCGCAAGCUGAAGUAUUUGGGAGUUCCGAAGUACUGGGGGUCUGGACUACAUGAGAAAGGAGGAAAAAGGUAUUGAGUAGUUAAGCAAUAAUACAUGAGAGGCUAUGACAUUUUUAUCAUGGCUUUGACAUGGUCAUAGCCACAAGGUGAAGCCGAUUGGCAUAGACCACCACAGCCAUUAGAAAAAUGUCAUAAUACAUGGCCUCUCAUGUAUUAUUGCUUUUAUACGUUUAUACGGUUACCAGCAUUAAAAAGCUAGAUUAAUUCCCAAACCAUACCGUUUUGGAACUCUAUCACUUUUUUUCUCUCCACAAAAGACAUUGGCAUCUGGUUACUAAGCAACCAUUUUUUGUUUGUCCAGACACAACCAGUCUGUCAAAAGUAGCUGGCUCAUGUCCAAAUUCUCAAACUAAAUGCAUACUUCAAUUGGCAAUGUUUGUUGUCUAGUAUAUCAAGGGCAGGAUCUAAGGCUGGAGUUACAUGAAGAAACUUUCAUUCAAUUUUAGUGGCAGGUUGCAAGUGACAUCUCAAGCAACUUUGCUGUGACGUGAAGCAAUUCGAAACACAAUUAAAAUUGCAUGCAACAGCCAAUCAAAUUGAAGCUGCUUCGUCAUAUUGUUUGAGAAUUCAAAACUCACCCGAUGUCAUAUGCAGCUUUACAUGUGGUUUCACAAAUUAUUUGUUUAUCCAACCGUUUGGUUAUUGUAACAGCAUGGAUAUAGACACAAUGCAGCCUGUACAAAUUAGCUGGCUAGCCAAAUUUACAUUACAAAGCUAGCUAGCAACGAAAUAACCAAGCUAGCAAUGACUUAAGCUACCUAGCUAGCUAGCACAGUUCAUGGUGGACAAUUUCAGUUGAAACUGGUCAAGGAAAGGUUCACUUUGAAAAUGAAAUUUCUUGACUGCCAAACGAUGUACAUAACAAUCUCCCAUUGUCCUAAUGUCUCUUCUUUCAACCUUGAUCGCUGGUUGCGCAGCACUGACCGCUGUGUUAUUGACAUGACAACUGGGUCAGAAUGGAUCAUCUGACAAAGUAUUUGUUUUGAUUGGCUGUAGCUUGCAAGUAGUUGCACAAAGUUGAAAAGUUUCAACUGGAUGCAACCAAGUUGCAGAUGAGUUGCUUAUUAGUUGCAGGGGGGUGUUUCACGAAGCAAUCAAGAAGCAACUCAGUUGCAAGCAACCAAAGUUGUGUGAAAGUUGCUUUGUCUAACUCCAGCCUAACAAUGGGAAUUCCAAACCACCUGUUGUAUAAUGCCUCUUUUUAAAUCUGGUUCUUCCAGUACCUUGACAGCAAUCUCUUUUGAUAUGUCAGCCAUAUAAAUACCUGUGGACCAGUUUGGCACUGGCAUAUUUGACACACCCAUAAAGUUAAGCGGUUGUGCAUGUCAAACCAAUGCCUUACUCCUCCAGCUACAAGCUGAUUGAUUAACAUAAACAGUAUGUUAUUGAGGUGUGUCGAAAAUGGCACCCUAUUCCCUUUAUAGUGCACUACUGUUGACCGGAUGCCAUAUGGCCCUGGUCAAAAGUAGUGCACUAUAUAGGGUGCAAUGGGCCCUGGUCAAAAGUAGUGCACUAUAUAAGGAAUAGGGUGUCAUUUGGAAUGCACCCUGAAUCUCUGAUUCCCUCUGGUUUCUCCCUUCCAGGUACAGGUUCAUGGUGAUGGACCGGUUUGGGGCGGACCUUCAGAAGAAGUUUGAGGAGACUGGAAGGAGGUUCCCCCGAAAACUGGUCCUGCAGCUCGGGCUGAGACUCGUGAGUUUGGUCGUCAUACAACUGCCGAUAGUAGAGCCAAGAAAAAGAACUAACUAAAACAUUGAUAUAUUUAAUUGACGCUAUGAAACAUCUUGGCUGUUUAUUUAAUUUACUUUAUCUUUACAUUUGUCAUUUAUCCAGAGUGACUUAGUUAGUGCAUUCAUCUUAAGAUAGCUAGGUGGGACUAGGGCUGUUACGGUGACUGUAUUACCGCCACACCGGCGGUCACGAGUCAUGACCGCAGUCAAAUUUCACGCGACCGUUUAGUCAUGGUAAUUAGGCUUCGCCAAGCUCUGAUGCUGCUGAUGGUCAUUAGUAGUCUACCAAACUUGCUAACUGCCUGGUACUCAACACUAUUGUCCCUCUAAUCACUCUGACAUCAAUGCAAAUUGAAUCGAAAAUCAAAUCAAACACUUCAUGAGAGCCCAUGAGCUUAUGUUGCACAACAUUUCUAUAGGCUAUGCAAUUGCGUGAGAAAGAGUGAUGGCCUCUAUUAAAAAGAGAAGGAUCCCAUCAGCUUUCUAUAGGCUAGGCCUAGUAUAUUUAUUUCUCAACUUUCCUACCUGGCUGGCAUGAAAAUGAACCACGGGAAAAGCGCCCUCCAUUCACUAUUUAAGUGCAUAGAUUACAUGUAUUUUUCCCGCUACCCCUGUUUUGAGACAGGUGCAUGAUAAUGAUCCAUUCUAAAUCAAAACAAAUUUCACACUUAGAGUAUUUAGUAUAUGUAUAGAAAAGAUUAAAUCAAGAAUAGUGUGAUGGGUGACAAUAUUAGCCUAUCACUUGUGAAUUAUAUAUUAUCACUUGUGAAUGAUGCCCAGAUUAAGGCAAGAAACAGUGCAUGCUUUUUUUUGCGUGACUUUUUCAAAUCAUAGUCGCACACCUCGUAGCCUGGCCUAUAUGUUUUGAUAAGAUUUUUUGUAUCACAACUAAAGUGGCCAAAUAACUUCUUUAAAUGAAGCACAGUAAUCUGCUUUACAACAGGUAGAGAGCCUAACUGGCAUACAUACGCAGCGCGUAAGUUUCAAGUUUGGGGAAGAUAAUUUUCACCAUAAAAAAGGCACCUUUAUAAAAAAGCAUUACAUGCCUAAAUGCAUUUGUGGUCACUUUUGAUAAUGGUGUUUUCCGCUAAUGGAACAUUCAUGCUUAUAGCCUACUGCCGUGUGCGCAUUGCUGCGCUUAUAAUGUGAAGAAAUAGCCUAAUAGUUUAUCAACAUUUUAAGCUAAACAUUCUCAUCUGUUGCGUCAGGCUCAUUGCUUAAAACAGGUUUUUUGAUGCUAGUGGUUGUAUUAAUUUGGGAUCUAUCGCAUCCCACAACAGUCCCAGCCUAUGUUUGGAAUAUUUAUUUCUCGCACAGAAUAGAAUAUAUCAACUUUUGUGCUAUGGGGGAUAGUAGAUUUACAUAGGCUAGUGCUUUUGUUGUUCGUUAGGCCAACUCAUCUCGUGGGCUAACAAAAAGUAAAUGUGGACAGUUCUUCCAAUAUCUUCAAUAUGCGCCUUGGAAUUGGAUAAGGACGCGCGCAGUUGCGUCCCUGAUGUCUGUCUUCACUUUUAGCCUGUGAGAAAGACCCGACCGCGUGAUAUAUUCAGCCCAAGGGCACAACGACCACUGGCCGCAAAAGGCAAGGAUUUUUUUCCGGGGUCAUUACGGCCACACAAAGGAGAUGCAGCUGAGAAUUUUGAGGCAUUAUCAAGUGCUUGUCAAAUAGUGAAUGAGAGACUGAUGAAGUGUGUACAACCUGCGCAAAAAACAAAGCAGAGCUCAUGCCUUUCAUGCGACUUUUUUCAAAUCAUCAUUAGUCGCAUCAUGCAGCCUUCGAAUGUAUUAAAAAUCAAAACAUAUAGCCCAACAUUUGUAUCACAACCUAAAGUUACAUAAAUAACUAAAUUAAGCAUAUAGGAGUACCUGUUUCUUUGUCAACAGCUCAACACAGAAUAGCCGCAUGUUUGGAGACAAUAUCCUUUCUAUUUUAUUCAGCUAUGUUCAAUUGUAUUCUUCAUACUAUAAAAUAACGCCUUGGAAUUCUAAGCAAAUCUCAUCUGCUAAAUGAACUAGUGUAUCCCAACUCCGAGUAUGACAACUCCGAGUAUGCUAUUCUGUUUUUCUGAAAUAGACUACAUUUUCUUCAUAUCAUGUUUCUUUAGACCUGUCUAAAAUAAAUAAUGGAUUUAUUGUGAUGGUGUAGGCUAUAUUACAUGGAUUUGUUACUUUAUUUAAAUGUAGAUAUUCCAAAGGUCUGCAUCAGUGGCUUGUAGGCUAUGGUAAAUGUGUUUAUGUUAAUUAACGGUCAAUUACCGUGAGACCGGCAGUUAUUUGCUUGACAAUCACCGGCUGACAAAAUGUCAUGACCGCCACAGCCCUAGGUGGGACAACCACAUAUCUCAGUCAUAGUAAGUCAAUUUUUCCUUAAUAAAGUAGCUAUCCGCAAAGUUAGUGCUAGUACGUACAUACCCCAACCAGAAGCCAUGGAUUACAGGCAACGUCCGCACUGAGCUAACGGGUAGAGCUGCUGCUUUCAAGGAGUGGGACUCUAACCUGGAAGCAUAUAAGAAAUCCCACUAUGCUCUCAGACGAAACAUCAAACAGGCAAAGUGUCAAUACAUGACUAAGAACGAAUCGUACUACACCGGCUCCGACGCUCGUCGGAUGUGGCAGGGCUUGCAAACUAUUACAGACUAAAAAGGCAGGCACAGCCGCGAGCUGCCCAGUGACACGAGUCUACCAGACGAGCUAAAUUACUUCUAUCCUCGCUUCGAGGCAAGUAACACUGAAACAUGCAUGAGAGCAUCAGCUGUUCCGGACGACUGUGUGAUCACGCUCUCCGUAGCCGAUGUGAGUAAGACCUUUAAACAGGUCAACAUUCACAAGGCCGCAGGGCCAGACGGAUUACCAGGACGUGUACUCCAAGCAUGCGCUGACCAACUGGCAAGUGUCUUCACUGACAUUUUCAACCCCUCCCUGUCUGAGUCUGUAAUACCAACAUGUUUCAAGCAGACCACCAUAGUCCCUGUGCCCAAGAACACUAAGGUAACCUGCCUAAAUGACUACCGGCCCGUAGCACUCACGUCUGUAGCCAUGAAGUGCUUUGAAAGGCUGGUCAUGGCUCACAUCAACACCAUUAUCCCAGAAACCCUAGACCCACUCCAAUUUGCAUACCACCCCAACAGAUCCACAGAUGAUGCAAUCUCUAUUGCACUCCACACUGCCAUUUCACACCUGGACAAAAUGAACACCUAUGUGAGAAUGCUAUUCAUUGACUACAGCUCAGCGUUCAACACCAUAGUACCCUCAAAGCUCAUCACCAAGCUAAGGACCCUGGGACUAAACACCUCCCUCUGCAACUGGAUCCUGGACUUCCUGACCGGCCGCCCCCCAGGUGUUAAGGGUAGGUAACAACACACGCUGAUCCUCAACACGGGGGCCCCUCAGGGGUUUGUGCUCAGUCCCCUCCUGUACUCCCUGUUCAAUCAUGACUGCAUGGCCAAGCACGACUCCAACACCAUCAUUAAGUUUGCCAAUGACACAACAGUGGUAGGCCUGAUCACCGACAACGAUGAGACAGCUUAUAGGGAGGAAGUCAGAGACCUGGCCGUGUGGUGCCAGGACAACAACCUCUCCCUCAACGUGAUCAAGACAAAGGAGAUGAUUGUGGACUACAGGAAAAAGAAGAGGACCGAGCACGCCCCCAUUCUCAUCAACGGGGCUGUAGUGGAACAGGUUGAGAGCUUCAAGUUCCUUGGUGUCCACAUCACCAACAAACUAACAUGGUCCAAGCACAUCAAGACAGUCGUGAAGAGGGCACGACAAAACCUAUUCCUCCUCGGGAGACUGAAAAUAUUUGGCAUGGGUCCUCAGAUCCUCAAAAGGUUCUACAGCUGCACCAUCGAGAGCAUCUUGACUGGUUGCAUCACUGCCUGGUAUGGCAACUGCUCGGCCUCCGACCGCAAGGCACUACAGAGGGUAGUGCGUACAACCCAGUACAUCACUGGGGCCAAGCUUCCUGCCAUCCAGGACCUCUAUACCAGGCGGUGUCAGAGGAAGGCCCUAAAAAUUGUCAAAGACUCCAGCCACCCUAGUCAUAGACUGUUCUCUCUUCUACCGCACGGUAAGCGGGGACCGGAGCGCCAAGUCUAGGUCCAAGAGGCUUCUAAACAGCUUCUACCCCAAGCCAUAAGACUGCUGAACAUCUAAUCAAAUGGCUACCCAGAAUAUUUGCAUUGGAGCGAGGCACUGCUUUGAUGUUUGCAGAGAACGAACGGGUGCUGUCCAGGUUCACGCCAAGGUUAUUUGCACUCUGGGAGUGGGACACUGUGGAGUUGUAAACCAUGAUGGAGAGGUUUUGGAGCGGGCAGGCCUUCCCUGGGAAGAAGAGCAGCUCCGCGUUGUUGAGCUUGAGGUGUUGGGCCGACAUCCAAGCUGAGAUAUCUGCCAGGCACGCAGAUAUCUUUAGUGUUCAACAUAUUGUUUGCCUCUGUAUUAUCUCAGUAAAUAAUGUGUUUGAUAUUUAUGUUGCCCUUUGUUCUCCCCUCUCUUGUGUAGCUUGACAUUCUGGAGUACAUCCAUGAGCAUGAGUAUGUUCACGCUGACAUCAAAGCCUCCAACCUCCUCCUCAGCCACAACAACCCCAAUCAGGUCAGUGGCUGUCUUUUCUGUAGAUAUAGGCCUAGAGUUGUUGUAUUAUCUAUGGUCCUUACCUGCCUGUCAUUCACUCUGCAUUGACCGGGCACAUAGGCCUACAGGUGCACAUUUUUGGUCUAGCCCAGUAUUUACACACCCGAUUCAGCUAAUUCUUAAGCCAUGGCUUGAUGAUAAGUUUAGUUGAAUCAGGUGAGUUAGAACCCCAGAAAUUUAGCUUUUUGUCCUGAAAUGGCUGGCAUCAAUGCUAUGCUAAUCAGGUUAGAACUAACCAUGUCAGGGCUAUAUGGCUAGCUAGCUAUGUGCUUUGUAUGUGUGUAGCAGUGGAGGCUGCUGAGGGGAGAACAGCUCAUAAUAAUGGCCAGAAUGAAGUGAAUGGAAUGGUAUCAAACACAUGGUUUUGAUAUGUACCAUGUAGCUCAGUUUGUAGAGCAUGGCGCUUGCAACGCCAGGGUUGUGGGUUCGUUUCCCACGGGGGGCCAGUAUGAAAAUGUAUGCACUAACUGUAAUUCGCUCUAGAUAGGAGCGUCUGCUAAAAUGACUAAAAUGUAAAAAAAAAUAUUUGAUACCAUUCCAUAUACUCCGUUCCAGACAUUAUUAUGAGCCGUCCUCCCCUCAGCAGCCUCCACUGGUGUGUAGUGACUAGCAAUGCUACCGUACCUGUAGACUUCCAGGCAAUGCUAAUUUGCAUUGGCUCGCGAAACUACUGCUAACUUCCUUUAUACUGCAUGCAGAGACAUAUAAAUGCCAGAAUCUAGCAGUAUCCCUUUAAAAGGGAGAGGCCUAUUUCCCAGUCUGUGUAGGAUCUCAAAUGGUUGUCUCUACCUCUUGAGUUGAAGUAAUGCCUUUGACCUGAUAUGUAAAUUGAACAAACAUUGGAUAUAUUUAUUUAUUUGAUUAUGCUGCUGCCGCUGGUUCAUUAGAUUCAAUUCAACAUUAGAGACAGAAAAGAGGGGGGGGGGGGGGGGGGGGGGUUCUUCAUUCUUCUCUAAACAGGGCAGAGAUUAGAUGGUGGCUAAGAGCUCUUUCAAGCAAACAAGGUGGGGGCAGGGGCAAAUAUGUAAUUUAGAGAUUAAUAAUGUUUCCGUGGUGUGUUAUUAAAGUGCUAUUUUUUAAUUACAAUUUAGAAAGUGACCCCUUGGGAGUCUCAGGGUUAGCUCUCUCUCUCUAUCUGCCUGCUCCCUGCCUGCAUUUAUUGGAAACAUUUAUUAGACUUUCUGGGAGCUGAGGAUUUGAGCAGGGAGGGAGGGAGCUGUAGUUUACUGUAACUAUGCUUUGUAAAGUAUGCGUUAUUGUUAUAGUCCAGACGAUAUGUGGAAAAACAUGUUUUCAUAAAAGCAUGAAACUUGGUACACAUGUACAGUUUAUUAGUAGUAAUUUAGUUACAGGCCACAUCAUGUUAAGUAUACUCACUCAUUUGGUUGGCUGUGUGUCAGUGUGUGCAUGCAUGAAUUUGUCUGUUUUGUUUGCAAACCUCUAGGUUUACUUAGUAGAUUAUGGGCUGGCCUAUAGGUACUCUCCCGAAGGAGUGCUGAAGGAGUACAAAGAAGACCCUAAGAGGUGCCACGACGGGACCAUCGAGUUCACCUCCAUCGAUGCACACAAAGGAGUCUGUAAGUACAGCACACCUCUCAUUGAGCCAAGCUAGGGGUACGUUCAGUUGGGAGUAAAUGGAAGAAACCCUUCUGUUUUUCAAAAUAAAAAGGUAACCUGAUUAGGGCGGUCACCCACAGUGCUCAGAAUGACAGAAAUCACAUUUAGAUUAUGGUAAUUCAUCUUAACAGAACAUGCAAGUCGAGGAUGCAAUGAUGUGUGUCGUUACCGCACACUUUGAAGAUGUUAGAAUAACUGUCCACAUUUACUUUUCCUCAACCAAGACGAGUAACUAACAGCCUAUGCGUAGGCGGAGCGUGAUUUUAAAGUUUGGGGAAGCAUAUUUUCACAAUAAAAAUGCACCUUUAUAAUAAAGCAUUCCAUGCAUCAUCGCAUUUGUAGACUUAUAUAAGAUAACCUACUAUUCCUAAUGUGAUGAGUAGAUUGGAUAUUCAUAAUUUAGGCUAAUAAUAUAACUCAAUCACUGUUUGCAUGGCUCAGCGUAUAAUGUAAAGGCCUGUGCUUUAGGCUAUAUUAGAUAUGUUUCUUCUUUCUUUGCAUGGGGAAAACACAUUUCAUACAAUUCUACUACACUUUAUAUGACUGGAGACAUUGGUAGAAUCUUUUUUAAUACAACAAAUUACAGGGUAGCCUACUCUGCUGACACGGACAAACAGAUCAAUAAAAUCAACGUUGUCCAUAUAAUAGGCCUACGAGAACGGGAGACACAAAUAGAAUAUGACGUCCAUAUAAACUGGAGGAGGAAAUUAUUGUCCAAAAACAAACUUAUGUGGCACUGACCCGACUGAUAAAGAGUGAGUAUGCGCAGUGCGCACUCACCGGGCAUAUGGCCGAUGCUCUCCGCUGGUGCCAGUAAGAUAGACUACAGGGUUACUCUUGUUCGCUCAAUUAAGUUGAGUAUUUUGAUAAGUAUAAAAGCCAGAUUAGUCUUUUCAUUGUCGUCUCUUUACAGCAAUAGCCAUUUGCUUUCCAAACUAUGUUUCGUGAGAUUUAAUUUUGAUAUGUUGCGAUAUGCCUGGCUGGGCCUCUGCUUUUCACUGACAGUCACAACUCAACCUCCAUCUAUUUGGUAUUUGCAGCACCCGCUGCCCAAAUUGCGUGCAUUGCCUUUCCUUCUGACUGUAGGCAAUGCGAUUUAAAACGAUCCACAACUUACAUUUUUUAAGACUAGGGGAAGCUAAUGAUCGUCUGUGGCCAAAUCAUGCUUUAUUAGCCUAUUGUGAAUGUGAUUUAUUUAUGUAUAGGCAGGAGUAGGAUAAUUAGGCUAUAUCAUUUUGCCACUUUCAUUCAAUUUACUUAGGGAAAGCUUCCCCUAGCCUUAUGGACGCUCUGCCAAUGAGUCUAUGUCAAUCUACUAUCCCCCAUAGUAGAAAAGUUGACCUAUUCUAUUGGUCAGCUUGUCGAGAAAGAAAUCGCCAAAACAGACUCUGGGACAGUUGUGGGACAAUAGAUCCCAAAUUCAUACAACCAGUAGGCCUAGGCUACAUUAAAAAAACAACAACAUAAAAAGCAAUGAAUCAACAGAUCAGAACGUUUAGCUUAAAAUGUUAACAUUAGGCUAUUAGCACAGCAAUGUGAAUAAGGUCGUAGGCUACGUGUGAAUGUUCAUUUGGCUACCGGACAAUGAAAGAAAGUUGGAAACCAAUAGAACAUGAGGGAAAUAGGCUACUGGUUUCAAUGGCAUAUGGAAGUCUUUAAAAAAUAAUUGCCUCCACGGAUAUGGUUGGAUUUAGCAUAGGCUACUUUGAAACAAGGCAAAACAUGCCUCAUAAUAUUUAGUAAAACGUUCAGGUUUCAAACAAUUAAUUAGCUAUAUGUUUUCAAAAUGCAUACUGCCUCCAGCUCAUUGCAGAGUGGUGCAUGGCGUGCUGAUGAAGCCUGCCUUUCUUUGCCUAUGCAUUUGAAUGGCGAAUGGGAAGGCCGCUACAAUUACCAGGUGAGAAAUGGAAAAAAGUAGCUUUUAGAAUUGCAUUUAGAAUUGUUGUGCAAUGAUUGGGCUUAUAAAAGCCCUGUCUGACAGAUUUUCCACUCAAAGGCUCUGUAUCUGUAUGCUGUAAGUGUGUGAUAAAUAAGAUGCAGAAAGAAUAUACACGCGCUAGUUUAAUUCCACAAAAUUAUCAAAAUUAAGCCAUAUACCGAUAAGCAUGGCCAGUCAAAUGUAUUUACAUCAAUUAAUAAGUUAAAAAGUAUUAUUUCACAAUGGGAUUUUUUUUCUUUCUCCUGGACAAUUGGCCGGUGCCAAUUUAUUUAUGGACUUUAAAAAUGCUAUUACCGGCUAACGAAAACCCUGCCGCCAAUGUAUCAGUAGGAUCUCAAAAUGUAUCUGUUGAUCAGUUCAGUUGUGAAAGUAAUGGUAACAAAACUCACUGUGGCAAUGAACAGUUCAAAGCAGUGGGUAACCGUCCCUAUCGCCUCGGGUGACCACAACAUUGGCUGUCAUUUUAAUUUCCUGCCGAUUCUACAUGUUUAAUGGCCGGUGUUGGUUGACACCCAGCAGGUGAGCGCUACAACUGAAUGGAGGAGUUGUAGCGCCCCCAGUCCCUCAUCCCCCUCUCCCUGUAAUUCUCUGCACUAUGAUGAAGUCAGUUCUCCAUAAUUCUUUGUCCGAUGUAUGUGCUUCUUGAUUUUUAACCACUGUUAACCGGUAUCUAACUCAGGUAAACUACUGUCAUCAAUACUCACAGGAUUAUCUCUAAAGAGUACCGUUGUGUUGUUGGCUUGCUGAUCAUAUGUUGUACGUUUUAUAUCAUUUUGUCUUUUCAGAUUUCACGUCCUUUUGUCCUAAAUGUUGACAGAAUGAUGUUAUUUUUAUCCAAGUUAUUAUACUCAUACAGUGCAGGUUAAGUCAUUUUACAAUUGUGGUUCUCUAAUUAUUUUGCUGCCAAAUUGUCUCCUUAAAACCUGUGUCCUUGCAGUGUUACUUGUACAUGGGGCGGCAGGUAGCUUAGUGGCUAAGAGCGUUGUGCCAGUAACCGAAAGGUCGCUGGUUCUAAUCCCUGAGCCGACUAGCUGAAAAAUCUGUCUGUGCCAUUGAGCAAGGCACUUAACCCUAAUUGCUCCUGUAAGUCGCUCUGGAUAAGAGCGUCUGCUAAAUGACUAAAAUGUAAAUGUAAAUGUAAACACACCGCAGCCAACUGCUGCUUUAAACCCUUCAUCUGCACGGUGUUGUCGUCUGUCUGCAGCUCCCUGUAGAAGGAGUGAUCUGGAGAUCCUAGGGUACUGUAUGGUGCAGUGGCUCUGUACUAAACUGCCCUGGGAAGACAAGCUGCAGGACCCCGUCUAUGUCAGAGACGCAAAACUACAGUAAGAUGUCACACACACACACCUGCGUGCGCAUAACACACACAAUAAACACACACACACACACAAAGGUUUUUGAGUUGAGAUCCUAACUUUGUCAUUCACAGAUGCAGGGAUAACGUGUCAGAAUUCAUGUCCAAGUGUUUCCCCUCACAAGACAAGCCAGGUGAGAGAGACACAAAUGCUACAUUUCUUUGAAUUAAGUUUUCUACUUUGAAUAGGCCUUGUAUGUUGAGCACACGUCUAUUCGUCUUCGUGUGGAUGUUGUCAAUUUUGCAGUGGAGAUUUGAGGAGCUGUUAGGCCAGUGGCGUUCUAGUUACGCCAUUAGCACUAGCUGCUGCUUCACUGACAAACUGGUGCACACGCACACGCACACGCACUAUGUGGUCCUUGAGAACCUGGGUUGUUGUUCUCAGCACAUGACAUCCCCUGCUCCGUUCCCAGCCCUAAUUGAACUGAAGCGCAUCCACACACGCAGCAGAGAGGAGUGGCUGUUCUCUCCAUAAUAAGGGUCCCUGUUGAUCUCCUCAUAAUGAGUGCUAAUUCAUUAGCCCCACCGCUAAUUCUCUGACCGCAACAAAACUUUCCACUUUAACUUUGUUGUGAACUAAGGUGUGAUGGGUGCAUUCGUGUGAAGCAUAGGUUAGAGGCAAUACAGAGGAGGGCAAGAGUGUUCGCUAAAGUUUGCUAGCCUUUUGGUGUGACAACACUUCAGAUAUUUUGUAGACCUAUAUGAACUCUUAGUUUUCUUUGUUGAAAGAUUUGUGGGCCAUUCAAAUGGUAUUGAGGCCUGCAGAUUUGACUUCACUCUAAAAACCGUUAACUUUACAAUAUGGACUAGGGGGCCUUCAAUCUGAAGGAGGAACAGUAAAAAAAAAAACGUUGACUUGGACAGUUUAACAAGCCAUUUAAUUGCUUCGUCUCCACCUCUCCUCUGAUCCCUCUGUGGCAGUGCCCGCUCUGUGGCCGCCGUGUGACAGAAGGAGAGAUUUCUCCGCGGGCUGUUGUCUUGUGGUACAGCCCCACGCUACGCAUCUCAACAGCCCAGAGAUAGAGGAGACGGGAGUGGAGCCGCCGUGGUUCUGUUGUGUCCAACAUCAUCACUAAUUCUGUUUGGUGUGACUUAUUUUAGCUAGCGCCCAGACUGUAAACAACAGUUUGGGAGAGACGGAGCAGAAGGAACGGGGACUGACGCACCGUGCCCCUUCCUUUCCUCUCGCUCUUCCCCCUUUUCUUCUCACUCACUCACUCACUCACACACACACACAAAUCCGUAAACAUGGGUACCCUCAUAGAUAUCAUCCUGACUAACAUACCCUCUAAAUACACCUCAGCUGUCUUCAACCAGGAUCUCAGCGAUCACUGCCUUAUUGCCUGCGUCCGUAACGGGUCCGCGGUCAAACGACCACCCCUCAUCACUGUCAAACGCUCCCUAAAACACUUUAGCGAGCAGGCCUUCCUAAUUGACCUGGCCCAGGUAUCCUGGAUGGAUAUAGAUCUCAUUCCGUCAGUAGAGGAUGCCUGGUUGUUCCUUAAAAGUAAUUUCCUCUCAAUCUUAAAUAAACAUGCCCCAUUCAAAAAAUACAGAACUAAGAACCGAUAUAGCCCCUGGUUCUCCUCAGACUUGACUGCCCUUGACCAGCACAAAAACAUCCUGUGGCGUACUGCAUUAGCAUCAAAUAGCCCCCGCGAUAUGCAACUUUUCAGGGAAGUUAGGAACCAAUAUACACAAGCAGUCAGGAAAGCAAAGGCAAACUUUUUCAAACAGAAAUUUGCAUCCUGUAGCACUAACUCCAAAAAGUUUUGGGACACUGUAAAGUCCAUGGAGAAUAAGAGCACUUCCUCCCAGUUGCCCACUGCACUGAGGCUAGGAAACACUAUCACCACCGAUAAAUCUACAAUAAUCGAGAAUUUCAACAAGCAUUUUGCUACAGCUGGCCAUGCUUUCCAUCUGGCUACCACUACCCCGGCCACCAACUCUGCACCCUCCGCUGAAACUUGCCCAUGCCCCCCCCCGCUUCUCCUUCACACAAAUUCAGACAGCUGACGUUUUGAAAGAGCUGCAAAAUCUGGACCCCUACAAAUCAGCUGGGCUAGACAAUCUGGACCUCUCUUUCAUAACGUCUGAGAUCCCCAGAGAUUGGAAAGCUGCCGCGGUCAUCCCCCUCUUCAAAGGGGGUGACACUCUAGAUCCAAACUGCUACAGACCUAUAUCCAUCCUGCCCUGCCUUUCGAAAGUAUUUGAAAGCCAAGUUAACAAACAGAUCACCGACCAUUUCGAAUACCACCGUACCUUCUCCGCUAUGCAAUCCGGUUUCCGAGCUGGUCAUGGGUGCACUUCAGCCACGCUCAAGGUCCUUAACGAUAUUAUAACCGCGAUUGAUAAUAGACAGUACUGUGCAGCCGUCUUCAUCGACCUGGCCAAGGCUUUCGACUCUGUCAACCACCGCAUUCUUAUUGGCAGACUAAAUAGCCUUGGUUUCUCAAAUGACUGCCUCGCCUGGUUCACCAACUACUUCUCAGAUAGAGUUCAGUGUGUCAAAUCGGAGGGCCUGUUGUCUGGACCUAUGGCAGUCUCUAUGGGGGUGCCACAGGGUUCAAUUCUUGGGCCGACACUUUUCUCCGUGUAUAUCAAUGAUGUCACUCUUGCUGCUGGUGACUCUCAGAUCCACCUCUACGCAGACGACACCAUUUUGUAUACAUCUGGCCCUUCAUUGGACACUGUGUUAACAAACCUCCAAACGAGCUUCAAUGCCAUACAACACUCCUUCAGUAGCCUCCAACUGCUCUUAAACACUAGUAAAACUAAAUGCAUGCUUUUCAAUCGAACGCUGCUGGCACCCGCCCACCCGACUAGAAUCACCACUCUUGACGGGUCUGACCUAGAGUAUGUGGACAACUACAAAUACCUAGGUGUCUGGUUAGACUGUAAACUCUCCUUCCAGACUCACAUAAAGAAUCUCCAAUCCAAAGUUAAAUCUAGAAUCGGCUUCCUAUUUCGCAACAAAGCCUCCUUCACUCAUGCUGCCAAACAUGCCCUCGUAAAACUGACUAUCCUACCGAUCCUUGACUUCGGCGAUGUCAUUUACAAAAUAGCCUCCAACACUCUACUCAGCAAAUUGGAUGUAGUCUAUCACAGUGCCAUCCGUUUUGUCUCCAAAGCCCCAUACGCUACCCACCACUGUGACCUGUACGCUCUUGUUGGCUGGUCCUCACUACAUGUUCGUCGUCAAACCCACUGGCUCCAGGCCAUCUAUAAAUCACUGCUAGGCAAAUCCUCGCCGUAUCUUAGCUCAUUGGUCACCAUAGCAGCACCCACCCGUAGCCUGCGCUCCAGCAGGUAUAUCUCACUGGUCAUUCCCAAAGCCAACACCUCCUUUGGCCGCCAUUCCUUCCAGUUCUCUGCUGCCAAUGACUGGAACGAAUUGCAAAAAUCUCUGAAGCUGGAGACUCUUAUCUCCCUCACUAACUUUAAGCAUCAGUUGUCAGAGCACCUUACCGAUCACUGCACCUGUACACAGCCCAUCUGAAAUUAGCCCACCCAACUACCUCAUCCCUAUAUUGUUAUUUAUUUUGCUCUUUUGCACCCCAGUAUCUCUAUUUUCACACAAUCUCUUGCACAUCUAGCAUUCCAGUGUUAAUACUAUUGUAAUUAUUUUGCACUAUAGCCUAUUUAUUGCCUUACCUCCAUAACUUGCUACAUUUGCACACACUGUAUAUAUAUUUUCUGUUGUAUUUUUGACUUUAUGUUUUUUUACCCCAUAUGUAACUCUGUUGUUUUUAUCGCACUGCUUUGCUUUAUCUUGGCCAGGUCGCAGUUGUAAAUGAGAACUUGUUCUCAACUGGCUUACCUGGUUAAAUAAAGGUGAAAUAAAUAAAAAACACACACACACACACACAACGUAGCCCCAAGGUCAAAGAGGCAGUGCCGGCUGUGUAAAGAGAGACAGGAGUGGAACAGGAUGGAAAUGUGGUAACAGCUAGAUAACAAACUUUCCAAUCCGUGUGUAGUUUAUGGUCAGUGAGGGUUGAGAAUCUUCACUAGUUGAAUUGGUUUAAUUUCUCUGUAUUGGAUGUUUGUGAUUUUAUCACAAUGUUGUUGGAGCAGAUGGGGAAACAGGUUGAAAUGCAUAUGUAUGCUCAUUGCCUCAUACUAUCGUGUACUAUAUUGAACAGGAGAAUCUCAACCACUCUGCAACUAGCUAGCUAGCUACCUUUAAUUGUGGAUAGGACUCACUUAAAAAGUAUUUUUUACAUUUAAAUGUAACCCUUCCAGUUCUAUUUAUGUGUUAUGAUGCUGGGUGUCAAGUAAAGUCUUACCCUUUUUUGGGUAAGCACCGCAGCUCAUAUACAACUUUAUCUUAAUUUUUGCUUGGUGCUGGGACUCGACCUAAAAUGUAAAUCCAAAAUAUAAAUCCACUCUCUUAUUUUAUUUGUCAUGUUUUAGAUGAACUUCAGAAGUUCAUGGAGGAGGUGAAGACUCUAAGCUACACAGACAAACCGGCCUAUCAGAAGCUCCGGUCCAUUCUGGAGGUGGGGCUUAAGUCAAUUGGCACCAAAGAUGACGACAAGCUGGAGUUCUCCUCAGCGGUCAACAGCAACGGAGCCGGGCCAUCGUCCUCUCCCAAGGUCGGUACAUGCACGCACGCACGCAAAGACAGACGCACACAAAGACUGACACAACCACACACACAUACAAAUGUGUUGCUGUGAGAUCAUUGUAGCCUCUGCAUUUAAAACCUGGCACGCUCCAGACCUUUUUAA